GACUCUCCUCGACAGACUUCGAGGACGACAUCCUCGGUCCAUCAGAUCCCGAGGCGAUGGUGGACGCCGAGACCAUCCGCCAUUUGCUGCAAAAGGCAGCAAAGCUUCAAGCAAAGCAGCCGCCGGAUCCGCCGGCGACCCGCGUGCCGUGGAUCGAUGGCAUCCGCUGGGACGGCAAGCGAGUGCGGAUCGACGGGUCGAAGUUUCACCCGAUUUAG
Symbiodinium sp. CCMP2456 is the source of this 218-nucleotide messenger RNA. Lineage: Eukaryota; Dinophyceae; Suessiales; Symbiodiniaceae. The record is from the annotation of a GenBank genome assembly.